AUGUCUACAAAUAACCAAUUUCUUACCUUUACUCAAGAAGAAGACAAUAUAAGUUAUGAUUCUUCAAAUACUAUAACUGAUCAGGAGGAUAAUAAUGAAAUUCAUGAAAGUGAUUCUGAAAUAA
Dentiscutata erythropus is the source of this 124-nucleotide messenger RNA. NCBI's taxonomy places the organism in Eukaryota, Fungi, Glomeromycota, Glomeromycetes, Diversisporales, Gigasporaceae. The record is from the annotation of a GenBank genome assembly.